This is a messenger RNA of Drosophila novamexicana, 3060 nucleotides long. RefSeq names its product nocturnin (gene cu). NCBI's taxonomy places the organism in Eukaryota, Metazoa, Arthropoda, Insecta, Diptera, Drosophilidae. The record is from RefSeq and is a predicted model, not a curated record. The coding region runs from base 339 to 1778 and encodes 479 amino acids. The transcript is spliced from 8 exons. Gene Ontology annotation, molecular function: 3'-5'-RNA exonuclease activity.
GCGCGUUUGAAUCGCUGACAGAUCGCUAAAUAGGGCCCCAAAAGAGCCAAUUUGACAACAGUUUAACGCAAAUCCUGUGAAUCUCGCGAACGAACUGCAUUCGCUUGCACUUAAACCAAAUAUUUAUCCCCAAUUUGGACAAUGUUCUGUGGCGAGGUGCUGGCAUAAAAAUGGAAAUACAGCUUGAACCGCGUCUCUUUGACAUUGCCAUAUUGACACUUAAUAUAAAACAUUUCAAGUUAACCUAAUACAAAUCAAAAUCAAACCAAUCAAUUAAAAAUAAAAAAGACGCUUGCCUAAUAUUUAAUCCAAGAAACAGAGAAACCACAUCAAACAAAAUGGAGUUUUUAAUGAAAACAUCGCGUUUGAUUGUCACAUCGAAGACGUUUGCGCGGCGUGUAGCGGUGCCUAUACCCAGCAGAGUUCAAAGCUCUAUGGCAAAGUUCUACGUCAGCCAAAGGCAUAGUCAUAGUUUGUUCAUUUUCAGCAUAAUACUACGAAAAAUUCUCUUUAGAAACCCGAAUGAGUUGAUGGGCUCCUUUAACUCGGCGCCCAAGAUCAACAAUGUGGACUCCCAGGAUGAUGGCCUGGAGUUGCCCAAGGGUCUGAGCACCGCCGCCCUGCUCGAGCAUGUGCAGCAACUACGAGGCGGAGGCAUCGAUCAGCCCUCGCUGCUCAGCCGCUGCUUCCUAAAGCCAUUGCCGCUUAGCGAGGAUGUGACCGAUGGUAUGCGUUGUCUCAAGCUGAACUCCGUCUCACGUGUUUGCAGUGCUCCAGAUGAGAACGAUGGCACGCAGAAUAUACGGUUGCUACAGUGGAACAUUCUCUCGCAAACUCUCGGUCAGCACAACGACGGCUUUGUGCGGUGCCCCGAAGAGGCUUUGACCUGGCAGCAUCGCAAGUAUUUGAUUGUCCAGGAGAUUCUACAGAACCAGCCGGAUGUGGUUUGUCUGCAAGAGGUGGAUCACUUCAAAUUUCUGCAGACUGUGCUGGGCAGCCAGAACUAUGCUGGCAUCUUCUUUCCCAAGCCGGACUCGCCGUGUCUGUAUAUAGAGCAGAACAAUGGACCCGAUGGCUGUGCCAUAUUCUACAAGCGCGACAAGCUCCAGCUGCUCGGCUAUGACACGCGCAUCCUUGAGGUCUGGCGUGUCCAGAGCAACCAGGUGGCCAUUGCCGCUCGGCUACAGCUGAAGUCCAGCGGCAAUGAGUUUUGUGUUUGCACAACACAUCUGAAGGCUCGCCAUGGCGCCCUGUUGGCCAAGCUGCGCAACGAGCAGGGGCGCGAUCUGAUCCGCUUUGUCAAGCAGUUUGCCGGCGGGAGUCCGCUCCUGUUGUGCGGCGACUUCAACGCGGAGCCUGUUGAGCCCAUCUAUGCAACGAUCCUAGGCUGCGAUCUCUUCAAAUUGAGCAGCGCCUAUGCGGAUAUGCAGCUGGAACGGGAACGUGAACGGGAACAGGACCGGGAACAGCAGUUCACUUCGAGCUGUGAGGAUCCGAACGAGUUCAUUUCGCAGUCAAUUAAGCGUGAGCCGCCAUACACCACCUGGAAAAUCCGCGAGGAUGGUGAAGAAUGCCACACCAUUGACUAUGUCUUCUACACGCCUCAGCAGCUUAAAAUCAAAAACUGCCUGGAAUUUCCAGCCGGAGAACAGAUCGGCAAAAAUCGUACGCCCAGUUUUCAAUAUCCAUCGGAUCAUUUCUCACUAGUCUGUGACUUUGAGUUGCUGGAUGAGCCCCGUUCGGAGGGCAACAACAAAUCGCAUGGCACCAUACAGUAGUGAAGGAGCACAGGAGCACAGGAGCACAUACUAAACGUACAGCAAUUACAUCAUAAAUUGUGAUAUUAGUUAUUAGAUACAUUUUAGCCACUUGCAUGUACAUACAAAACUUUAUGACUGUUGCACAUCAAAACAUUUUCUGACCUAAAUGAAUUCAAAUUUCACAAAUAAACGAGUGUAACUUUGUAGUAUCCAUUGUGUUUGUGACGCUAUCUGAUAAUCCUUGCAAAUAUUUUUCAUAUUUUCUAAUAAGUUUCUUAUAGAAAGAACAUGCAAUCCUCGGUAGAUAAAGUAUCCAGUCAUUCAAAGGGAAAGCUAUGCUGUGCAAAGUUAUUUGACAAACUUAAACAAAGUUUUUAGUUCCAUUUUACAAAGAUAUUUGCAAAUCAAUUUGAAGUCUAUUGAAUUAAGAGCCAACAUUUGGAAUAAACGUUUUUCGUAAUAAUAAUUAACUUUCGCUCGGAGAAGUGAAUUUUUCGAAAGUGUCUCUUGAGUGAAUUUGAUGGUAAGCACAAAUAAGUAUACAUCCGUUUACUAUUUUCCACACUAGAGUUACGAAAAGUCAACUACAGCUAAUAUUGCCCAGUCAGCCAGGACAGUUUUAUACAAAUAGUUGAUAUAUCGAGUGUAAGAUUUUUCCUUUGUCACAAUCUUGUAAAACGCUUUGCCAGGGUAUUGUGAAACUAUCUUACAAAUGAAAAAUCUGUGCAAAUGCAUAACAAUUAGUAAAUUCCACAAUGACCUAGACCUGUUUGCUUUCAAUAAAUGUCUAUAUAUUCCAAUUUGAAAUCUUAUGAAAAAAAUAAAACGUUUUCGGUUGACAUUUCACACUGAACUUUUGCACGAAGUUUUCUAUCGUCAUUGUAUAUUGUGUUAAUCAUAAAACAGUUCGUUCUUGUCUUGAAUAAUAAACUAAGCCUUACAAAUUCUAUAUAAACAUAUAAGUGUGAAGUUCAUGCGAAACAGAUAACUUUCUUUAUACAUAAACUCAUUCAAUUUAUAUAAAGAUUCUGUUUAUCUCACUGCAAUGUAAAUAUUUGUAUAUCUGUGCCGAGCCAAGUAUAAUAAUAAUGCCCCAUGCAAAUGGUAGUGUAUGUGUUUUUAUAAGUUCUUACGAUAUCAAAUUUCUAGCUGGGUAGCUAAAUGGCUAACAAAUUGAGCUGGCUAUUAGCACAAAACACGAUAUCUACCAAAUUGCAGGCACUGACAAAUAAAAACGUACUAAACAGGUCGGCGACAGUUGUUGCAUAACAGAGCAAAAUGAAGAUACAUAUAAAUAAAC